UUGAAGUGAUAAGAGGUGGUGCAGGGUUUAGUUAUUUACAUUUGCUCCAAAAUACACAAGCUUUUGGUAGAGUCACUUCACUUGUUUGUAAAAGAAAGGAGGAGAGAGAGAGAAAUGGCAGUGAGGGCCGCCGUACUCCGCCACAUUCGUGUGCCACUCCAGGCCGUUCCAAAACUUCAGCCAUGGCGUGCCAUGUCAUCACACGGCGACGAUCAUAUCACCAAAGAGGAGGUCAUCCAAAGAGUCCUCGCCGUCGUCAAAGAUUUCCCCAAAGUCGAUCCUUCCAAGGUAAAUCCAGAUGUCCAUUUUCAGAAGGAUCUGGGUUUGGAUAGCUUGGACAAUGUGGAAAUUGUAAUGGCUCUUGAAGAGGAGUUCAAGUUAGAGAUCCCAGACAAGGAAGCUGAUAAAAUUGAUUCCUGUAAUCUUGCUAUUGAGUAUAUUGCUAACCAUCCCAUGGCUAGUUAACUAAUAUGUCUCUUCUUUUUUUUGUCCUAUUUCUCUUCUUGUUGAACCCUUGAACCUUCCCCUCGUGUUUCUCAUCUUUUCCUUUUCUCUUUUCAAUUGGAGUCAAGGAACUGCUUGUUUACAAUAAUGGGAAUUGUUCACAGAUCAAAAUUGCUACUGCUUUUCUACUGUAAGCUUUUUUCAGCCAUGCUAAAUCUCUGAUAUUAUUCACUCAGA
Molecule: messenger RNA, 681 nt
Organism: Vigna unguiculata (cowpea)
Lineage: Eukaryota; Viridiplantae; Streptophyta; Magnoliopsida; Fabales; Fabaceae
Gene: MTACP-1
Product: mitochondrial acyl carrier protein 1
Biological process (GO): fatty acid biosynthetic process
Cellular component (GO): mitochondrion
Molecular function (GO): acyl carrier activity; acyl binding
Source: RefSeq, a predicted model, not a curated record